UGACGAAUGAGGGCGCUUGACGUGCCGUGGCCGCCACCAGCCCGCCCACCACUGAUCUAAAGCACACGAUCGGGAGGGGAGCUCUUGGAAUUGAACGGGAAAUUUUACUUUUUAUCCGGAUCAAGUGACGUUGAUACCAUUCCACCAGAAUGUUCCUCAGCAUUCUCUCUGCUGCUACUGCCGGCCUCGGUGGUCUGGUUGCCAUUUUAGUCCUGCGUGCCAUCACGGUGAAGUCAAAGCAACCAAAGCCGUCCAGUCUGGCUCCGGAUACUUCCCCUUUUGACGGCAAUGGGAAGAUAGUUAGCAAUCUGCAAGAGGCCAUCAGGUACGAGACCAUCUCUCGGAUGCCAGGUGAUAUCAACUACAGUGAGAUUUUGAAGUUUCAUGCUUUCUUGCAGAAAGCUUUUCCAAGGGUCCACAGUUCCCCAUUGGUCAAGAGAGAAGUCAUCGUAUCUUACAGCUUACUCUACACAGUUGAAGGAACUGACCCCUCUCUCAAGUCUUAUAUUCUGGCGGCCCACAUGGACGUAGUGCCUGUGGAGGGCCAGGAUUGGGACGUACCACCGUUUGAAGGGAGGAUACAGGACGGUUGCAUCUAUGGGAGGGGCACUAUUGAUGACAAACAUUCCUUAAUGGGAAUCAUGGAGGCCCUGGAGUCUCGGCUUGAAAGAGGAGAGAAGCCAGUCCGGCCCCUGUAUCUGUGCUUCGGGCAUGAUGAAGAGGUGGGCGGUGUGGACGGUGCAUUCAACAUUGGCAAGACCCUCCUAGGGCGUGGUGUAGAGGCAGAGUUCCUACUGGACGAGGGGUACACCAUCCUGCAAGACGUCAUCAAGCACGUCAGUCGUCCGGUCGGGCUGAUCGGGGUCUCGGAGAAAGGCAGACUGAAUGUGAAACUGAGCGUGGACAGUGCCAAUACAGGCCACUCCUCCAUGCCACCCGCUGAGACUAACAUUGGAAUCUUAGCCAACGCAGUUUCAAAACUUGAGAGCACACCAUUUCCCAGCAUGUUUGGCUCCGGCGUCGAGUACGACAAUUUUGUCUAUUUGACAUCUGAGGUGGAGUACCCAAUCAAGCUUGUCUUUGCAAACUUAUGGCUCUUCCAGAAGCUUGUAGAAAGCAUCAUGCGCAAGAAGGAGAGUACUAGAGCGCUACUGCACACAAGCACCGCCAUCACUGUAUUCAAGGGUGGUGUCAAGGCUAACGUGUUGCCCCCUUCUGCUUCUGCUAUCGUCAAUCACCGUAUUCACCCAAGCCAGACUAUACAGCAGGUUUUAGAACGUGACAGACGCCUCAUCAACGAUGACCGCAUCAAGAUGGAGAUCCUACAAGGCAGAGAGGCCACCAUAACUUCCCCGUAUGACGAGCAGUGUUUUGCCUAUCAGUCAAUUGGGCAGAGCAUUAAACAAGUCUUCCCAGAUGCUAUCGUUGCCCCAGGGAUUCUCCUGGCCAACACGGACACCAUCCACUACACCAGCGUGACGGACAAGCUGUACCGCUUCUGCCCGACCUUCAACCUCCCAGAAGAUAUCCCACGAUUCCACGGCGUGAACGAGAGGAUCCGCAUCUCCAACUACGAGCAAGUGGUCAAGUUCUACUAUAUCCUCAUGCACCAUGCAGACAGGCAACAACUAUAAGAGAUGACUUAAGACAAUUCUAUGCAUACUUCCUGGGAUUCAUUAUAUUCCUUUUUAAUUCGUUUGGAUAUAUACUAUUAGCUUACCUUUAAAUGCCAAACAACCUUCUUCCAAACAAAACCGUUAAAUUUUGCUCAUUUUAAGCAAAUUUACCAUUGGUCUAAGCACCAUCGAUUUUAGAAUUUUCAAUAAUCGAUAUAUUGGAAAUCCAAUAUUGAGUAUAUUUGAUAUAUCGAUUAUGAAUGAGUUAAGUCCGUUUUAAUUAUUCUCAGCAACGACCAACUCAAAAAAGAAAUAUCAUAUGGCCUUUAUGGUAUUAUCAAUGAAAUAAGGGUUUUUGGAGUGGCUAAUGCAUAUUUAAAUUUAUGCAAAUGGUAGGGAAGUUUGCAGAAUGAAAUGCUGUUUCAUCAUAUAUUUACCCACCACUUCAGUAUCCUUUCACCUGCGGAUUUAGUGGGGGAGGGCACGGAGGUGGGCCUUACCUACCCACUGGCAUGUUGUUGCUAGGCAUUUGUAUUUCCAUGGUGACAGUGCACAUAAAAGGACCGCCGAUGGGUGGGGGAAUACCCGGCGAGAAAUAUGUGGGAACAAAUUAGACAACUGAACUUCUUCAAACCACAAAAAAUAAACAAAUCAAUUCCCACACCUUUUUUCAGAGCACAUUGCUCGAUUAGUUAGUUUCAUAACUACAGCGCCGAGCAUUACCGGUGAGAGAAUGUACGAAAAGAUACGGCGAACAACGGAACUUCUCCAAGCCCCAAAACAGGACAGCUUCUUUUGAAUUUUUGCAUUGUAUACUGGAGACCACGUAUUCCAGCGAACGCAAAUCACAAAGCGUUGCCGCUUGACAUUUCGCGAUGUUUUAUGCUCACUCACAAACACAAUUUGCCGCCGACUUUGAUUCCAUUAUACAGCAAAUGUUAAACACAAAGUAAAACCACAAACGGUAGAUUUAUUUUGACGAUAAUCUAACGCAUUUUUAUACUGUCUAUCAUUCUUCAUUAUCAAAUUUUUCGAUAUUUUUGAUAAUAUUCCUCAAUAUCGAAUUGAUAUUUCAAUAUGAUUAAAAAAAAUGAUAUUGGCGAUAUCGAUAUCAAAACAAUAUCGAAUAAUCGAGUAAUAUCGAUAUAUCAAUGGUGCUUACAUCGGUCCAGACUUCAGCUGGGACUGUCCCAACUAAAGUGUUCUAGUUGGGCCGAACAACUAAAGUGUUCUAGUUGGGCCGCUGUAGCAUCAAUUUAGGACUCUUUAAAACACGGACUCAUUGGUAGUAUUGUGCAUGCCUAAGUGAAGAUAAUUAGGAGAGGAACUGGUCACGCGAGAUGAUAUAACCAAAAAAGGAGUCCGAUUUUUAUACGACGCCAGCUCAACUAUAGUUGUUCUGGACUCAGCAUAGUUUUUACGGCAGAAUUAAUCAAAUGCAAGUGAUGUGAAAUUCAUGUUCUUAAUACAGCAUAAUUCUUACGAAUGUCUAACUACAGAUUUAGCCUAUCAGUUUCGGUCCAAAAAUUAGGCCACCUGUAUCAAAUGAUCGAAAGGAGCAACGCUCAUAGCGAUUUUGGCAAGGUAUGCACAUCUAGAUUUGGAAAAUGUAUGAUAGCUGUUGAAUGGUGGCAGUUUUUUUGGGUGUUAUCACUAUUAAUUCUUUCUCCCUUCAAAAUGGCCGCUUAUAUGCUUGUUACCAGAUUAAUUAUAUGUGGUAACAAGCAUGUUUUGGUCGCCAUUUAAAAAAAAAAGUGAUAGCACCCAAAAAAGCUGCCCCGCUGCAUGCUAUCACAUAUUUUCCAACUACAGGGGUGCAUACCUUGCCAAAAAUCACAAUAAGCACUAUUCCCCUCGUUUGAUACCGACCAAACCCUCAGGCUGAUGGCCUGCUUAGGACCGAUGGUAUGUACAUGUAUAGUUGGGUUGUAACAUGCUUUUACCAUAUCUUGUGUUGCCAUCAAAAGGCCUACAGGAAUUUCAAAAUAGCUUCUAAGCCAAGGCUGUCGGACCCAAAGCCUUUGUAUGAUAUUGGGGACCUUUUACUUUUUAAUUGUCACUUAAAUAAAUAAGAGAUCACCAUAGCCUGUUGUGCUUAUUUGCAAUAAGUAACUUAUUUUUUGUAAAUUACUGCAAUUUUUUUUGAUGAAAGAGAUUUUUUUAAAUGGGUAAAGGAGCACCCAGGAACAUAGUUUAUGGGAUGAAUUUGAAAAAAAUGAGUUUUAUCUAAUAUCAAACAAGUUCGUACAAGUUUAAACGUUAAUCUGUUCUUGAAAAAAAAAGAUUUUGGUAUGUAUUAACAAUAUUUUGUUCACAUCUAGUGAGCAGAUCUAUCUGCUCAAAAUAGUACUUGCUUGAUUAAAAUAGCGAGUUGAAAUAAUAGCACAUUGUUAUAAUUCUCUACUUAAUUUUACACAGAUUUUGUACAACUCCAUGACACAAAAAAAUGAUAUGCAUUGAAUGCUUUGUCUCAGGUAUAAUAAACAUCAUGAAUGACCAAAGUUUAUACUGAAUAUGUGUACAUAAU
Messenger RNA from Patiria miniata (bat star), 4143 nucleotides. RefSeq names its product N-fatty-acyl-amino acid synthase/hydrolase PM20D1.2-like (gene pm20d1). The transcript has 11 exons. Gene Ontology annotation, molecular function: hydrolase activity, acting on carbon-nitrogen (but not peptide) bonds, in linear amides. The coding region runs from base 150 to 1634 and encodes 494 amino acids. Gene Ontology annotation, biological process: amino acid metabolic process. NCBI's taxonomy places the organism in Eukaryota, Metazoa, Echinodermata, Asteroidea, Valvatida, Asterinidae. The record is from RefSeq and is a predicted model, not a curated record.